CGCUGUCAUCGGAUGGGGGACAGCUUUUGUUUUGAUUGGUUUCGUUCUCCGCUUCGUCGUCGGUUUUUGUUCCCCCAUUCGCGCGUUUUAAUUAAUUCGCUGUCCCUUCGAGGCAUCAAGUUGCCAGCAAAACGCGUGUGAUUCCGCGUGUAUCGUGGAGCUUCUAGAAUUAAAACAUAUCUAUCGCUCAGCGCCCGCACACACGCACGUUUGGCACACUACUUUCGCCAUCGCCGCCGAGGUCGGGUCAUGCAGGUUACAUAAAUAAAGAGGGGAACCGCUUCCUUUGCAACCUUCCAAAACAAACCGCUGGCGAACAUUCCGUCGACGCUUGACCGGGUGCAAAGUGCGACCCAAGCGUGGAACGGAGCGGGUGUGCCUUCCGGUGGCGAUGAAAGUGUUCUUAUGACGGCAGCUGCCACUUGCUUGCUCGGCGGCAUCAUCGUCAUCCCCGUCCGUCCAUCGGAAGGUCGUUUGUGACUAGUGCGUUUCCUGUGGUCAGUGUUAUCAGUGUUAUCUUUAUUCAAUCGGGUUCAAUUCAUUCUUGCCUUCCAACAUGCCCACCCGCUGCAGCAGUGUGUGGUGCCCAGUGCUGUGAUUUGCUCCGAUAAGCAAUAGUGUGUAGCGUUAGAAAUAAGCACGACCCGGCCAGGGACACGACAGGCAACACUGCGCCAACCCUGUCUCGGCUCGUAUCCUGCGAGGGGCAGGUGAAAGAAGCAGUCAAUAAAUCCAAUGUAUUCCGGCCAUGAAUAGCAAUACGAUCAAGAUGAAGGGAGACCAGAAGAACGAAUCGUUCAAGCUGCUGCAGCUGUCCGACGACUCGAAGAGCCUGUCCGAUCUCGAGCUGGCGGAGGUGGUAUCACAGCGCAAGCGGAAGGUCCGCAGAAAAACACGCCAACGGACGUCGUCGUACCGGGGCGAUGAAGAGCGAAGUCUGAGCGGCCGCAGCGGGCAGAUAGAUUGUAAAAAUUUCAGCAUCUGGCUAGCGGUGGCAAUGACCGUGCUGUGGCUGUUUAUCAUUUCCUACGUCACCUCCGUCAUACACGGGGAAAAUCAUCGCCUUGAGCUAGCGCUCCAGAAAGUUUCAGCAACUAGUCAAAAUGUUCCCGAAGCGCUACAGAAAUGGCACGAAACGUCGAAAAACUUGGAACAAAACCAGACCGCCCUGAACGGGAAGCUGCGGGAUAUGGAGCAAGUACUCACCAACUUCUUUACCGAGCUCAAACAACUGCGGGAAACGAUCGACAAGAAGAACGAAAACUCCCAGGAGGCACAGCUCAACCGGCUGCAGUCCAGCGUGGCCGAUCUGGGGUCGAACAUUGGCGAUGCGAACUCCCGUAUCGGGCUGCUCGAGACGCGCUUCGACACGAUACAGGCGGAACAGAAGCAGCUAAACAAAACGCUCGACGAUCUGCAGAAACUAUUCGGUCGCAUCCAAAACAGCACCGCCGUGUCGGACAUUAUCGGUGGGGACGGUGUGGCGAAGGGGAUGCAGAAAACGAUAGCCGAACUGCGGGAUCAGCUGACCGGGCAGCUGAACAAUCUCGCCCAGAACGUGACCGGCGAGCUGCAGGUGCUGAAGCAGAAAAAUCUCUGGCUCGAGUCGGACCUGAGCAAUCAGACGAAGCGCAUCGAGCAGCUGUUCGACAACACGGUCAACAUCUCCUCGCACGUCCUCUCGGUCGAGGCGGUGUGGCUCGAGGUGCGCAACAACAUUAGCGGGCUCGAGGCGGACCGGAAGAUCAUCAACGAGCAGCUCGGCGCGCUGGCGAACGUCACGACCGGGCUGCACGGUACGAUCGAGAAGGUGCAGGAGGAGUGCCAGCAGUACCACAGCAAGCUGGACGAGGUGCGAGGGAAGCUCGGCGAGCUGCAGGACCAGAUACAGCAGAACGCGGCACGGAAGGAGGUGUCGCUGCACCGGCCCGGUGAAGCGAACGGUACGCAACAGGCCAGUAAGGAGGACGGUAUGCCCCCGGUGCUGUCGCAAUUUUUCAACGAACAGCAAACGGCCGCCAGCAGCAGCAGCACGGUAAGUGCACGCAUCGCACCGAAACCGACGGCCGCACCAUCAUCAUUGUCCGCUAGCACAACCACCAUUACCACCGCUUCCUCCCUGGCCAAGCUGCUGUAUCCGGGUACGCUGGUGCAACAGUUGCCACAGUCCACGACUCCGCAACCCUCCGCCGCCGGUCAGCCAGCCAGCGCAGCCAAAGCACUCGCUGCUGGCGCUCCAGCAAGUGGAGCGGCCAACACGGCAAGCAGCAGCAGCAGCAGCAGCAAACAGGCGGGCGGGCUGUUCGAUUCCGUAAUGUAAGCGCGGAAAGGGUUUAUUUUUCGGAUGUACACGAAAAGGAAUUUAAAUGGCUUCGGUGUGACACGAUGUUCUUUUUCGGACGCUUUUCGAUGUUACAGUUAAAUCUGAGCAACAGCAACAACAGCCAGGUGUGUCGAAAAGGGGUUGUUGUGCAUCCCCUCCCCAACAAGAAGCAAACAUGUUUCAGUUGCGGACAGGCCGGACAAGGUAAACCAAAGUUUUAAUUAAAGGCGUGUUUUUGGAGCGAAUGUAAGAAGAGAAAGCGACAGAACGACAGGGAAAAUGAAGACGAAUGUGACGAAAUGGCAGGAUGGAAAGAUGGAACGCGCGCGAAAUAAUGAUAGAGUAGCAGUGCAAACGAACGUAAAGAGAAAGGGGAAUUCGUUGUGUCUGUGUGUGUGUGAUUGAAAGAGGGAAACCCGGACAGGCAGCUCGGAAGGAAACGAAAAGGAUGAACAGAACAGAGCAGGAUCGAGCAAUUACUGAAGACAGUUCGGGCUGGCAAUUGAACAGGAUUUUGGGUUUCCAUUUAUACAUUUUGCACUAAUUAGAAACACAUGUGUAGAGAACAGAAACACACAGACACAUUCACAUUCACACGCCAGAGUGCAGUUUCUUUACCAAGCAUGGUUAAGUUUUGAUAAACAAGUAGCAAAUAUCAAAUCAAAAGAUGAAAGAGAGAAGGAUCAAUUGGAGUGGAUCAAAGAAGGCUAAACACACUCCAUUGAGCAAAGCAGCAAGCAAAACACAUCGAACAAACGAAGUCGUCACAGACAUUUAGCAGAAGCGUAGCAGAUGCACCUUACUUCUUCGUAUCAAAACCGGAUUCAGUUUCUAAUGCAACAAAAUCAACCAAACACGCAUCUCUUACUCAGCAGUAGAUUUCAUACUUACUUAGAAAUUACACUAGCAAGAAGAGAGAAACAAAAAGAAGAAAUACCAUUACAGCAUAGUUUUUAGUUUGCUGUGUGACACAAACAGCAUGCGAUAGAAGCGAUUGUUCCCUAGAAGCGCGUUACCCCCUCUUGAUGCCCCGUCGUGUAGGACAGAAAAGAUGGUAUGUUUAACGAAAUCCCAAGCCAAAUUAACACACACACGGUGAAACAUCAUACUUUCAGUACCUUACAAACAAACAAAAUUAUACAUUUUAAAACCAAAUGAAAAAAAAACAAAAGAAAGGAUUAUUCGUCGGGCAAGAAGUGAAUCGUUGGCAUCCCAGACAGAUUUAUAUGUGAGGGGCUUCUAUAUUCCUGUUUCCUGGGGAAGAGUAACGAUGAACGCAAACAAUCGAUAAACCGUUCGAUUGGGAAACAUGGUGAGAGAAAAGGAGUCAAAAGGGCAGCAAAAAGGGAAAAUGAUACUGAUUGGUCAGUUUGUUUGUUUUUGAAGGUGGACGGUUUUUGUGCAGGAACGUGAUAAGAAUGAUGAUAGGCUCAAACUAUCACACAUUUGGAGGCGCAAAAACUGUGCCUUCCUCUCGGUUGUGUUUUAUAAUUUUAAUGUUUAAUAAUGCUUUCGAACGUUUUGGUUUUGUGACGCUUUCGACGCGGUUUAGUUUUUUUAGUAUUAAGAUGCAUUUCGUUUUUUCGUUUGCUCUUCACAGAACCAUUAUAUACUUGCCUUAAUCAAACCAAAACUUUACUUUUCUCCUGCUGUGUACAGAUAUUGCUUGUUUAUAAUAUUCGUUACACCGUCAUCCUCCACGCACGCAUUUAGAUGCAUUACGAUACACACACACACCCGUUUAGCGAGGAUUGAUAAGAGGAUGCUUGUAUGUUGGAUUGUUGGAACAGGUGAAGCAGGGUGCAAAGCAAUGCAAAUUGUGAGGGGGGGGGGGAUUGAGAAGGUAGAAUGCGGGGGAAAAUGUUGAAUUAGAUGUUUGCAGUUUUAUCUAUACUUUCUUCCUUCUAUUACGUUACACUCGGGAACAGUGAGACAAGUAAGACAGGGACAAACGGGGCAGAGAAGAACUAUUUUGUUUGAUAAAGAUGCGUUUGUGUGUAUGUGUGUACCUUUAUGCUAAGAAAAACUCCCGAUAGUUGUACGAAUGUACUUAAUUUCGAUUUAAACUGAUAUUAAUUUGUUUAAGACUGUCUAUUAUUUGUACCAUACCUAUGAAGAACGAGGGGACUUAUGCGUAGAAAUAGUGCAUGCUUCAGAGGCAGCUUUUAUUUUCUUUAUAUUUUUUUACACUCUUUAAAAAGCAAACAACCAUGAAGUAGUGAAGGAGAGGUUAGAACGAGGUUCAAUCAACAAUAGUUUCAGCAUCAUACGCGUAAUUUACGUACAUGCACAGAAUGGUUCGGUCGAACAGAAAACCAAAAUGUUAUGAUAAGACGUAAGAAGGAGAGAGAAACAACACACAAAAGCAAAGUCUUUAUGAAAAAUCAUCACACGAACAAAAAAAGUCAUGGUACAGCUAGGACAGAUUCCAGCAGAGAUUGAAUUGCUCCCUAAUAAAUCCUUUCGAAUUUAAAAACGCA
This is a messenger RNA of Anopheles coluzzii, 4803 nucleotides long. RefSeq lists its product as uncharacterized. The transcript has 6 exons. NCBI's taxonomy places the organism in Eukaryota, Metazoa, Arthropoda, Insecta, Diptera, Culicidae. Bases 749 to 2320 code for a protein of 523 amino acids. The record is from RefSeq and is a predicted model, not a curated record.